AUGGAUACUGGCAAAGAGAAAGACCGCUUAGAUACGGAAAACCCAUCGUUAAUAGCUGGCAAUACAAAGCAGCAAGCUACAUCUCAAAGUUCUGAGAGUAAAACAAAGCUUGCUGUUGAAAAGGACACCGACCCUCCUCUCCCAUCACGCCCAACAACCAGGUCUGCGACAGGGCGAUCCAAGGCCGCUCCCGAUACCGUGCUAUCCAUACGGCAUGCCUCAAAGAAUGUUCUUCAAUCCAAGCCUACAACAGCUGUUUCUCUACAGGAUAUCAAUUCUCAGACCUUCCAAGAAGGCUCCAACGAUAUCUAUUCACUACUAGGAGCAAGAUCAGGUAACGAGGAGGCUAUCAAGUCCAAAUGCAGUUUGAGUCGACCCGGGAGCGGGAAAGAAAGCGAUGCAGCAGAUUCUGCUAGCAUCAAAUCCGUCAUUCCCGGAGAAGGAACGCCAGUUGAGGUGGGAAGCAUUUUCGGCGAUUUUACUGGCGCAGGCCAACCACAGCCGCUAUGGGAUACAAAGAGAAAACAAGUGAAUAUAUUUGAUCGUAGUGAGCCUGGACUAGAGGACGACGACCUCAGUCUAGACUUUGAAAGCGAAUUUGAUUGCGUUGAAGAUAUCGCAGCAGACGAUAAUGGCGACAAAAUCUUGGAAGAGUGGAGACAAAAAAGAAAGCAUUAUUUCAUAUUAUCCGCGGCAGGAAAGCCAAUUUACACCAGACAUGGUGAUGAUGGUCUGAUAUCACCUUAUAUCGCCAUCAUUCAAACCAUCAUUUCGUUCCAUCAGGAAUCCAGCAAUCCGUUAAAGAGUUUUAGUGCGGGUAGAACGAAGAUUGUCAUCCUUUCGCAAGGCCCACUACAUCUUGUUGCAAUAAGUCGCCUCCUGGAGAGCGAUUCGCAACUGAGGAAUCAACUUGAUGCCCUAUACAUGCAGAUUCUCUCUACGUUAACACUGCCUGCUUUGCAACACAUCUUUGCUGUACGCCCAUCUACAGAUUUGCGGCGGCCCUUACAAGGAACGGAGUCCCUCCUAUCGUCCCUGGCGGACAGUUUCACCAAAGGUUCUCCUUCGACCCUCGUUUCCGCAUUAGAAUGCCUUAAAUUGCGAAAAUCAUAUCGUCAGCAAAUAAAUAGCAUUCUUCUAAAGUCAAGAGUGGAACCGCUCCUUUACGGACUCGUUGUUGCAGGGGGGAGGCUUGUGAGUGUUAUUAGGCCCAAGAAACAUUCUCUACACCCGGGGGAUUUACAGUUAAUAUUCAACAUGAUUUUUGAAGCGGAUGGAGUGAAAGCGGGCGGUGGCGAAAGCUGGAUUCCAAUAUGCCUCCCCGGAUUUAAUAGCAGAGGCUAUUUGUAUAUGUAUGUUAGUUUCCUCGACCUUCACGAUCACCUACCAGAAGACGACAAGGAUAUCAAUAAAGACGAUGCGGUGGCCAUCAUUUUGAUCAGUGCAGACAAAGAGAGCUUCUUCGUGCUGCGAGAGAUGCGAGAUUCGGUUGUCCAAGAACUGGAGAAAAGCAACAGCAAGAAUAUUAUCAGGGCAGCUAUCGAGAAAGGUCGCCCGGCCACCACGGAUAUCGUUCCAGGCACCGUUCUCCGACAUUUCCUCUAUAAAUCUAAAUCCAAUGUUCAGUUCACCAUGUCAUCCUAUUCCCCUGAUUUCACAACCCUGGUCGCACGUCGAAGGUUGCUAUCUACCUACCAUGGCCUACAUAGCAGCGUCCAUUCUAAAAACACACAUGUCAAGGUACAACACUGCGCCUCCAGGUUUAUGAAUUCUCUAGCAUGGGUAACUCCGAAUUUUGAAUUGUACUGCGUGGCUUCACCCAACAGCAACAGAAAUGCUUUAUCUCAAAGUGCAAAUAAGAUAGCCCAGUGGGUGCAACAGGAGGAUGAAAGGGUCUUCAUCAUCGGAGGUGCUGUUUUCUGA
Messenger RNA from Coccidioides immitis RS, 1923 nucleotides. Its product is annotated as vacuolar fusion protein MON1. NCBI's taxonomy places the organism in Eukaryota, Fungi, Ascomycota, Eurotiomycetes, Onygenales, Onygenaceae. Gene Ontology annotation, biological process: protein targeting to vacuole; vesicle-mediated transport. The record is from RefSeq and is a predicted model, not a curated record. Gene Ontology annotation, cellular component: Mon1-Ccz1 complex; fungal-type vacuole membrane. The transcript is spliced from 5 exons. Bases 1 to 1923 code for a protein of 640 amino acids.